This is a messenger RNA of Adelges cooleyi (spruce gall adelgid), 726 nucleotides long. RefSeq names its product nucleoside diphosphate kinase-like. Gene Ontology annotation, molecular function: nucleoside diphosphate kinase activity. The transcript is spliced from 4 exons. The coding region runs from base 149 to 622 and encodes 157 amino acids. NCBI's taxonomy places the organism in Eukaryota, Metazoa, Arthropoda, Insecta, Hemiptera, Adelgidae. Gene Ontology annotation, biological process: UTP biosynthetic process; CTP biosynthetic process; GTP biosynthetic process. The record is from RefSeq and is a predicted model, not a curated record.
UGGCGGUACGCCUUCGUAUCGACUCGGUCGGUCGGCAAUAAAAUCAUAUACUCUUUGUUAAUAGAGUAUAUUACAAUUAUUACUCGUUAGUAAAGUUUUCCACGCCACGACAUUAGAAACUGCAUUUGAAAUACUCAUCAGACUAGUAAUGGGCGACCCAAACGUGGAACGCACUUUCAUCAUGAUCAAGCCCGACGGUGUGCACCGAGGCCUCGUCGGCAAAAUCAUCAAACGGUUUGAAUCCAAAGGUUUCAAAUUGGUAGCCAUGAAGUUCAUGUGGCCUUCGGAACAAUUGAUGAGGGAACACUACUCUGAUUUGUCCAACAGCCAGUUUUUCCCAGGUUUUAUCAAAUACAUGUUGUCAGGACCCGUUAUACCAAUGGUAUGGGAAGGAUUAGACGCCGUCAAGAUUGCACGUUUCCUCCUCCGCGCAACGAACCGGAAGGAUGCCAACCCUGGUACUGUCAGAGGAGAUCUUUGCACUCAAACCGAACAUUCAGGCCCUAAUGUAAUUCACGGAGCAGACGCCGUGGAAGCCGCCGAAAGAGAAAUCGGUCUGUGGUUCACAGAAAAAGAAAUGGUCACUUGGACGAGAACUGUCGAUACUUGGGUUUACGAAUAAACUUCGUUUACUGUCCAAAAAUAUUUGUUUGCUAAUUAUUUAAAGUUUUAACAAAAAAAACUAUUUUACGGUUAUGUUUCACUGCAUUUUUUUAAAUAAUAGAU